ACUUCCUCAGUGCCAUCUGGAGGGGGAAGCUAACUGUGGCAGAAAAUCAAUAGCUACACUGUGUGCAUUCUGGGAGUUUGCCAGAGUGAGGAAUUGUGACUCACGUAAAGCUGUGUGGUAUUCCACAUGUUCCUCUUGAAUUUGUAAACUGACAUGUGACAUAACAUUGUCUGUAAUCCAAUUUUUAUUAACCACAUCUGUGCCCUGAUCAGAUUACAUAUGUAGCCAUUUUAUGUCUGUCAGUUAUGAAAACUGGAAAUUUGUAGCUAUUGCACAGUAGUGUAGUCUAGUGAUUCAUGUAGUGAUGUGUGUAAUGUGAUGCACACUGUUAUGGUAGGUAAGGGUGCUUCAUACAUAAUUAGCAUUCUCCAGUGAACGGGUGGGAGUGCUUACUGUGCAAUCAUGAUAGACCAGGACAUGGCUGGUGCCCAGGACACCAUCUACCUUUGCAACUUUCGUGUUUCUGUGGAUGGCGAGUGGCUGUGCCUCAAAGAGCUUCAGGAUGUUGAAUUCAGCGUUCCUGAUUCUUCCCAACCAUCUACUCCUUCUCCUGAUGGUCCUUUACCUCUCCUAGCACGAGAUCCUGUUAUGAUUGAAAGAAGCAACUUGUUGAACAUAUCAAAACUAAUUGUGAAAGAAUUGAUUGAAACAUCACUUAAAUAUGGAAGAAUGCUUGACUCUGAUCAUAUGCCUCUUCAACACUUUUUCAUUGUGUUAGAACAUGUAUUAAGGCAUGGGCUGAAGCCAAAGAAGGGCCUCCUUGGACCAAAGAAAGAGCUCUGGGAUGUUUUGCAGUGCGUUGAAAAAUAUACUGUGGAAGCACAGGAUAUUACAUCAAGUGUACGAGAUCUUCCUACUGUUAGGACACACAUGGGAAGAGCUCGUGCUUGGCUGCGAUUAGCCUUAAUGCAGAAGAAACUUGCAGAUUAUUUGAAAAUUCUCAUAGACCACAAAGAUGAUCUGCUGUCUGAAUAUUUUGAGCCUGAUGCUUUGAUGAUGAGUGAAGAAGCCAUUGUUAUUAUUGGUCUGCUUGUGGGGCUGAAUGUUAUAGACUGCAAUUUAUGCGUGAAGGAAGAGGACUUAGAUUGUCAGCAAGGUGUGAUAGAUUUUUCAUUGUACCUGCGUUCCUCAAAUCACACACCUGAGGGUUCUCCAGAAGAUGAGCUGGACCAAGACAACAUGACUACAGUUCUUGAUCAGAAAAAUUACAUAGAAGAGCUUAAUAGGCAUCUUAAUGCCACAGUAACAAAUCUUCAGGCAAAGGUUGAAGCAUUAACAACAACAAAUGCAUUGAUGAAGGAAGAUCUUGCUAUUGCAAAAAACAACCUCUUAACACUAUAUGAGGAAAAUGAAAAUCUUAAGAAAGAGCUUGGACUUGAUUCCAACUCGGAGCGAAUGGACGAAGGAGGAGGAGAACAAAAUCUGCCAGCUCAAAAUAAGAAGACCGAACAGUCUGCAGAAGUGGAAGAUCUGAAACAGCAACUGGAAAAUGAGAGAAAAUUGAGGCAGGAGGCUGAAAAGGAACUGAAUUUACAGAUAAGCUUGAAAGCUGAAAUGGAAGUUGCAAUGAAGCUUCUAGAAAAAGAUAUACAUGAGAAGCAGGAUACUAUAGUUUCUCUACGCAGGCAGCUGGAUGAUAUUAAACUUAUUAACCUGGAAAUGUAUAAGAAGUUGCAGGAGUGUGAAAGCUCACUUAAACACAAAACUGAACUAAAGAACAAGUUGGAAGCAAAGAACGUAGCCAUGUCUGAAACAAUACAAACGAUGGAGGAAAACAUGAAGAGGACUGAACAAGAGAAAAACAGUGCUGAAGAAUCCCUGCGUAAACUGGGACAGCAGCUAAUGGAGAAGGACGUUAAGACAAUGAGUGUUGAAGGAGAUCUAAAAAUUGAAAGGGAAUGGCGAACAUCUCUUCAAGAAACUAUGGUUAAGGACAGAGAUAAGAUCUCGCAAUUGAAUCAGGAACUUGCACAGCUGAGAGCUGUUGCUUCUAAGCAUAUGGCUCUGCAACAAGAGCAUUACUCACUCCAGGAACAGUGUCGUGAACAUGAAUUAGCUUUGGAAGAAAUUGGAGGAGAACUACGGCGUGCUAAGCUCCAACUUGAUGAACUGCGUGAAGAAGCAGCAGUAGGAGCAGGACUGGGGCGUGCACCGGAUGCAACCUGGGCACCCGACAAAGAAGCGACUUCCUGUCGUGCCUGCUCUCGAGAAUUUAGCAUCAAACGUCGUAAGCACCACUGCCGUAACUGUGGAGAAAUUUUUUGUAACAAGUGCUCAGAUAAUGCAAUGAUGCUACCCUCUUCAGCAAAGCCUGUGCGAGUAUGUGAUGAAUGCCAUGUCUACCUUGUUGGACGCUAUUCGGUGUGUAACUGAGGACCAGAUACGUAGCCAUUGCUAUGUACAUAAUAUGUAUUGCUUCUAAAGGAGCUUUAUGUAUAUAUAUAUAUGAAUUACAGAUUAUUUGAAGAGUUACAUUAAGGAGGUUAUAGUGUCUGUUAUAACUGUGAUAUAUUUUGUGAAAUUAUUUAUAAGAAUAAGCAGAUUUAUUUUUGCCACUCUUGUCAAUGUUAUAAUAAAAACAAUGUGUUCUGUAAUAUAAAUUGUCAAAUGUACAUUUCAUCAGUGAAACUGAUACUGUUUGCUUAGCACAACGAAAAUCUUAUUUUGUAUGAAAUGUAUAUUUUAGAGUGAACAAAAGUAAGGAUGACAAAAAAAAUUUAUCACAAAAAAUGUAUGUAUGCUGUAAUAUAUUUAAACUUUUGAUGUUGUUUUUAUGGCUGUUCACGUAAGUUUUUACUUAACAACAGUUGUUUCAAGUGGCUGAAGCUUUAAUUGUCAUUCAUUCAUUCCAUUCAUUAAUUCAUUAGUUUUAUAGGUUACAUAUUGUUUUCUGUAACACUGUGUCUAGUGGCCUUCAUUGUACUUUAAUCUUAUACACUAAAGAUCUGAAAAGUUGCCACUUGAAAGUUUUUAAUCUUGAAUGUAAUCCUUUUUUAUGAAUCCAUUUAUGUAUAUUAUAUAUACGGACCAGAUCUGUGAAGUAUCAAAAGUAUCUCUUGUUUCAUAAGUGGCUGUCUUUCAUAUUUCAAAAAUUACCUUGGAUUACAAAAAAUGAAAUUUCCAAGUAGAGAAGUAAGAUAACAUGUAUAAACAUGAACCUCUCUUUGUUUUCACAUUCCAGAAACGUUAAUCUUAUUGCCAAAAUACUGCAUCAUAAGAUCCUCACUUGAGACAUGUUUUUCAGUCACUGCCAUUCAUUCCAUGGAAAUGUGCAGUACUUAAUUUGUUGUCAAGUGUGUAGUGAAGAACUCGUCCACAUUCACAACCAACAUUUUGAGUUGGUAUACUCACAAGGGGGAGUGGGAGAGGAUGUAUUUGUGUUCUCUGUUUGUCAUAAUGUUCUGGUAUGUAUUUAGCAUAUUAAUUAAUUUAGAAUAUUUUCUUUAUUGUGUCAUACAACAUGUGUUCUUGCCUCAACUAUGUUUUCAAGAUCUGGUUUGAUCAGAGUAUUUUAUGUUCUGUUCUUGUACUUACUUCUUUAAAGAAAAGACAACUUCUGAAAGCA
Messenger RNA from Schistocerca piceifrons (Central American locust), 3565 nucleotides. RefSeq names its product RUN and FYVE domain-containing protein 2. The coding region runs from base 403 to 2373 and encodes 656 amino acids. Lineage: Eukaryota; Metazoa; Arthropoda; Insecta; Orthoptera; Acrididae. Gene Ontology annotation, molecular function: metal ion binding. The record is from RefSeq and is a predicted model, not a curated record. The transcript has 11 exons. Gene Ontology annotation, cellular component: cytoplasm.